This is a messenger RNA of Suillus subalutaceus, 1014 nucleotides long. RefSeq names its product isoprenoid synthase domain-containing protein. The transcript has 4 exons. Bases 1 to 1014 code for a protein of 337 amino acids. The record is from RefSeq and is a predicted model, not a curated record. Lineage: Eukaryota; Fungi; Basidiomycota; Agaricomycetes; Boletales; Suillaceae.
AUGACAGCUGUGCAAUACCGCACUGCAACAUUUAUUUUGCCUGACCUUGUCAAUGAUUGUCACUAUCCCCUGCGACUGAACCCUGACUGCUAUCCGGUGUCUCGCGCUUCUGAGCAAUGGCUUAUUCAAGGAGCGCGUCUUUCAGAGCCCAAAAUAACAGGAUUUAUGGGAUUGCACGCAGGUGAACUCACUGCAGCUUGCUAUCCAGAUGCAGAUGCUUUUCGUCUCCGAGUCUGCUCGGAUUUCUUGAACUGGUUGUUUAAUAUGGAUGACUGGCUGGAUGAGUUUGAUGUCGACGGUACGUGGGGAAUACGUGAAUGCUGCAUGUCCGCGUUCCGCGAUCCGAUCAACUCCCAGACGGAAAAACUCAGUGGAAAGAUGUGCAAAUCGUACUUCAGCCGCUUUAUGCAGACCGGGGGCCCCGGCUGCACUGAGCGAUUUAUCCACACAAUGGACCUGUUCUUCAUUGCUGUGGCUAAACAGGCGGACGACCGUGCCAAGGGACGUGUCCCUGAUCUCGAAUCUUAUAUCACCAUGAGGCGAGACACAAGUGGCUGCAAGCCUUGCUUCGCCCUCAUCGAAUAUGCAGCUCUGAUUGAUCUCCCCGACACAGUGGUGUCGCAUCCAGCUAUUAUGGCCAUGGAGGAGGCAACCAACGACCUUGUCACUUGGUCAAACGAUAUCUUCUCCUACAACGUGGAGCAAUCUCGCCGUGACACACAUAAUAUGGUUGUUGUGCUCAUGCGUGAACAAGGUCUGAACCUGCAAGGCGCUGUUGACUACGUUGGCCGGUUGUGCAAGGGUUCCAUCCAGCGCUUUGAAGACAACCGUGAUGUCCUCCCCUCGUGGGGAGAAGAGCUUGACAGACAGGUGGCUAUCUACAUUGAAGGGCUACAGAACUGGAUUGUUGGUUCGUUGCACUGGUCCUUCGAUUCCACCCGUUAUUUCGGGAAGAAUGGACAUACCGUCAAACAAGACGGAAUCAUCAAGUUACUCCCCAAAAGGCCCUUGUAG